ACCUCGUGACCAAGCUCUGGAUCCACCAUGAUCCUUUAACCAGCGCUCCCUUGUUACGAGUGACUAAAAUUUUGUAGUGACUUCUUGUAGUUACGAGUGACUAAAAUUAAAAAUACUAUAAAAAAAUCAACCAAAAAGCAAAAAAAUUUAAAAAAUCACAUUCGUUAAAGAAAAGGGUGGGACGAAAGCCGUUUAUUCGAUGAAUACGCGCCACGCUUUUCUUUCACGAAUGUGUUAGAUUUUUUCAAUUUUUUUUUUGAUUUUUAGUUGAUUUUUUUUUAUAUUAUUUUUAAUUUUUGGUCGCUCGUAAGUAAAGAAAAGCGUUUCUUAAAAGUUUUGUUUCAUAUUUUUAAUUUUUUUAUAAGAUAUCUUGAUUUAGCUAUAAGUUUUUUAAAGUUGAAUAAGUUAAAAUUUAUAAAAGGCAUGUUUACAAGAUGAAAAUGCUUGCCGAGUUAAAAUUAAUUGAAUAUUUUAUGGAUUUUAGUGACGCUCAAAGAUGCUGGAAGAGCCGUACCUUUCUCAAAUAUUUUCGGCAGUUGAAAUUUUAGGGGAAGGGUAUUUUGGUACUGUGUACAAGGCUCAACACAUAUCUGAGAACAAGAACUAUAUCUGAGAACAAGAAAAGGGUGGGUCGAAAACCGUUUAUUAGCUGAAGACGCGCCACGCUUUUCUUUCACGAAUGUGUUAGAUUUUUUCAAUUUUUUUUUUGAUUUUUAGUUGAUUUUUUUUUAUAUUAUUUUUAAUUUUUGGUCGCUCGUAAGUAAAGAAAAGCGUUUCUUAAAAGUUUUGUUUCAUAUUUUUAAUUUUUUUAUAAGAUAUCUUGAUUUAGCUAUAAGUUUUUUAAAGUUGAAUAAGUUAAAAUUUAUAAAAGGCAUGUUUACAAGAUGAAAAUGCUUGCCGAGUUAAAAUUAAUUGAAUAUUUUAUGGAUUUUAGUGACGCUCAAAGAUGCUGGAAGAUCCGUACCUUUCUCAAAUAUUUUCGGCAGUUGAAAUUUUAGGGGAAGGGUACUUUGGUACUGUGUACAAGGCUCAACACAUAUCUGACAACAAGAACUACGCCAUAAAAAAAUUGAAAGCAGAUAAAAUUUCUGAAUCCGAAAAAUUCAAAGAAAUAAGAAAUUUCGAACACGUGGGGUACCACCCCCACAUUGUAAAUUACAUCAUGGGAUGGGAACAGGAAGCUGACAUAUACCUCAUGAUGCAGUUAUCCCACACGAGUCUGGUAAACUACGUUAAAAUCACCAAUGAUGUUCCAGAAUUCGUCUUUUGGGACUGCAUCGGUGAUGUAUGUCUCGCUUCUAUCUACCUGGCAGAAAGACGUUUGGUCCAUUACGAUAUCAAGGAAAAUAACAUCCUAAUACACGGAAAAAACCUGGUACAAAGAAGUGGCUGA
This is a messenger RNA of Diabrotica virgifera virgifera (western corn rootworm), 1393 nucleotides long. Its product is annotated as membrane-associated tyrosine- and threonine-specific cdc2-inhibitory kinase-like. The coding region runs from base 947 to 1393 and encodes 148 amino acids. Gene Ontology annotation, biological process: protein phosphorylation. The record is from RefSeq and is a predicted model, not a curated record. Gene Ontology annotation, molecular function: ATP binding; protein kinase activity. The transcript has a single exon. NCBI's taxonomy places the organism in Eukaryota, Metazoa, Arthropoda, Insecta, Coleoptera, Chrysomelidae.